AAAAACCCUCAUGCAACACUAAGGUAGCAAAUUCUGGCACCAUCCACUUUAUGCCCCUGUCUCGCCCCGAAUGCGCCGAGAAAAUUGAGGACGAUGAGGAGGAGGAGGAGCGGGAAAGUAGACUUCGGGAGCAAAGACCCCUUAUCUCGCAUGGAGAAGCGAUAAAUUACUCCGAAAACACAGGAUGGGCGGUGUAGAAAGUUGCGCAUCGCGACGGGCAUAAUCGUACAACCACACGAAUACCUUUCGGAACAACAGACGUCUCCAUCAAAUCUCGUGAAUCCAACCAACCAAAUCACGAGCUACCUACGGAGUAUACCGAUUUCCUGACCUGAGGCCCAACUUCGAGGUUUGAGGAAGGUCGCUACAGCAUACCGCCCCGCGAUUCCGCGAGACCGAGGCACGCCGCUCGCCGCACCGCUCCCACUCGUUCCCCUUUCUCCCAGAGCAGCAAAUCGCACCAACCAGCCACGCGGCGGCACCACAUCUUUUCCCCCGAGCUCAUUCUGCAUCCCAUCCCGCAGCUCACCCCCCGCCGAGCUCCGUCUACCGGACACCCGACCUCCACACCCCUCGGCUCAAUCUCCCCGCAUCAUACCACGGGAGCUCUCCGUUCCAUCUAACCCGUCCAACCACAUUCACCCCCGGGACUCCUGCCCGCCCGUCCGCCUUCAUCACCGACCGAACCGGCCUCGCCGAAGUAAGCCACGUCCGGCGCCGACGCCGCUGCCGCAAGCUAGCCAUCAUGCCGGACAACACCCCGAGAAGCUGGUUCGCCGUUCCGGCCCCCGUCGCCGCCCUCUUCCGACGCUUCCCCCUCGCCGUCUACCCUGCCAACGACCUACCCCUCCGCAGUCCCUCCCGCGGCGACACGCCAACACUAUACGUCUUCAUCGCGGACGACGAUGCCCCGAGGGGCCGACCGAGCUUCAACCCCUCGUGUCUAAAGUGGCAGACCUUUCUCAAAAUCGCCGGCGUAGACUUCCACAUCGCCCCCUCAACAAACCACGCUUCCCCCUCCGGCGCCCUCCCCUACCUCCUCCCGCCCUCCCCUCUCCGCCCCAUCGCCGGCGCCUCGAAACUCGAAUCCUACGCCCUAGAAAACACAACCCUCAAGAGGCUGCCCGUGCUCUCCUCCUCCUUCUCGACCUCCUCCACGCCCGACGCGGAGCUCAAGGCGCGCGAGCAAGCCUACCAGUCCUUGCUGGAUCACCGCCUCCGCGCCGCCUGGCUACACGCCCUCUACCUCGCCCCCGCGAACGCGGACCUCCUGUCGCGGCUCUACAUCGAGCCGGCGUCCAAGAACCCCGUCGUCAGGCUGACGCUCGCGCACCAGGUCCGCGCGGCGGCCGAGGCCGAGGUGUUGAAGGUGACGAGGAGCGCGGUGGUGGAUGUGGAGAGGGUACACGCUGACGCGCGCGCCGCGUUUGAGGCUCUUGCUGCGUUGCUGGAGGAGAACGGCAGCAGUCGUAGUAGAAGUACCUCGGAAAAGGGGGGAGAGGGUGGUGGUGGUGGCGGUGAGUGGUUCUUUGGCUGCGAGGGCCCGACGCUGUUUGACGCGUCUGUCUUCUCGUACACGCAGCUGCUGCUCGACGAGGAGUUUGGGUGGGUGGACGCGUCGCUGUCGGAGAUUCUGCGCGAGUUCCCUGCCCUGGUGAGGCAUCGCGAGAGGUUGCUGGAGAGGUGCUUUCCUGAUAGCGAGGAGGGGGUCUUGGUAUGAUGAAAGCAAAGUAAACAGCUGCUUCAGAGCGAGACAAGGAGGGAAAAGCAAAGCGGAAAGGGCCGGAGGCUACCGGCUCAUUUGCCGUAUAAGACGAUCGGAAUAGACAUCCGCCUAUAAGUGACGGAAUAAUAAAUCAUCAGUAUGGC
Colletotrichum scovillei is the source of this 1869-nucleotide messenger RNA. RefSeq lists its product as uncharacterized. The record is from RefSeq and is a predicted model, not a curated record. Lineage: Eukaryota; Fungi; Ascomycota; Sordariomycetes; Glomerellales; Glomerellaceae. Gene Ontology annotation, cellular component: SAM complex. Gene Ontology annotation, biological process: mitochondrion organization. The transcript has 2 exons. The coding region runs from base 746 to 1720 and encodes 324 amino acids.